Coniosporium apollinis CBS 100218 is the source of this 291-nucleotide messenger RNA. RefSeq lists its product as uncharacterized. Lineage: Eukaryota; Fungi; Ascomycota; Dothideomycetes. Bases 1 to 291 code for a protein of 96 amino acids. The record is from RefSeq and is a predicted model, not a curated record. Gene Ontology annotation, cellular component: mitotic spindle pole body; spindle microtubule; DASH complex. The transcript is spliced from 3 exons.
AUGAACGGCAGCGCCCCGCAGCCCGAGAAGUCCUACUUCGAGCAGCAGCGCGAUGCGCUCGUGGGCGAGAUCGCACAGAGCCUCGAGCAUGUGCUGCAGAAUCUGAACAAGCUGAAUCGGAGCUUGGAGGGCGUUAUUGCGGUAGGGAACGAGUUCGGCUCUGUCGAAGCGCUGUGGUCGCAGUUUGAGAAUGUGAUGGCGAAGGAGCCGGAGACGGAAGCGGGGACACAGGAUGAGGAGAGGGAAGGUGGGGAGAGGAAAGCGAGUGGGCAACAGGAAGGAAAGGCGUGA